AACCACUUUUGACGUCAACACGUGCGCAGACUUGCCCCGAGAGUUCACUUCGGUACGUGAGGCUUUGCGUGCACACUUCUGAAAUCACAACGACGCCGAGGGGGUAGGUCCGGCGUUGUUCUUUCUCUCUGCGUUUUCAACUGGACUCUACUUGAUCGAUGAAGACUCUAUUGCACAUCCUCGAUGGAGCACGGCUCACUUUUUAAUCAUCGGAGCCCUCAACGACUGUGCUAAAGGAUGCAAAGGCGACUGCGGGCUUGAUUUGGAAGAAACAUGAUUUCCAGCAAAAUCCAAGCGGGGGCGUGCAGACUAUGGUUCACGCGUGUGACAUCCAGGCAGGAGCUGGGCAUGUCCACCUUCGUGCCCCCGCAGCCGGUGCCCCCCCUGAAUCAGACCCUGCAGGCCUACAUGAGAGCCCUGGAGCCCCUCAUACCCCCCGAGGAGCUCGCCCACACCCGCCGAGUGAUGCGCGAGUUUGCCAAGCGUGGUGGUCUGGGUGCGGAGCUUCAAAGGGGCUUGGAAAAGAGGGCCAGAAACACAGAGAACUGGAUCACAGACUGGUGGGUGCAGUGGGCCUACUUGGAAAGUCGACUGCCGCUGCCCGUGCACUCCAACCCGGCCAUAUCUCUCCCCAGACGAGAUUACAAUGGCUGGAGGAGUCAACUCGUGUUUGCUUCCAAGCUGAUUGUAGCGGUACUUGAAUUCAAGGCCAAACUUGACGCUGGCCGGCUGCCCUUGGAGUACAUGCGAGGCAGGCCUCUGUGCAUGGAGCUCUAUCCGCUGCUCUUCUCUUCCUGUCGCAUCCCGGGGCCCAAACACGAUUACGUCGCUCACUACGGCACCUCCCGACGAUCGCCAACGCACAUCACUGUGGUCAGGAACUACCAGUUUUUCCAGCUGGAGUUGUACAACAGCGACGGGUCCCGUCUGACCGAGAGCCAGAUUCACGGGCAGCUGCUGAGGAUCAGGUCUCAGUCCUGGAAGACGGACAAGGAGCCGAUGGGCAUCCUGACCAGCGAGCAUCGCCAUACAUGGGGCCAGGCGUACAACCGCCUGCAGAGAGAUAAACUGAACCGGGAAUCAGUGCAGGCCAUCGAGAGAGGACUUUUCUCGCUAUGUCUGGAUUCUCCGGUUAUGAGGAUAUCGGAUGAAAAAUACGCUAGCCGCAAAGCGGCCCAGGUCCUGCACGGAGGCGGGACCUUCUCCAACAGUGGCAACCGUUGGUUUGACAAAACUCUACAGUUUGUAAUCGGCGAGGAUGGCUCCUGGGGUCUCCUGUAUGAACAAGCCACAGCUGAAGGUCCGCCAAUUGCGACCUUGCUGGAUUAUAUUCUUCACAACUGUGAGAAUCCGGAUCCAACGAGAGCACCACUGGUCCCUCUUCCAAUGCCGAAGAAGCUUUACUUCCAUAUAGACAGAGAAAUCAAGCGAGACAUCGAGAACGCUAAGCAGAACCUUGAUAUACUGAUCAACGACCUGGAUGUGAACGUUUUCAACUUCACGAAGUUUGGCAAAGACCUUCCCAAGCAGCACAAACUGAGUCCCAACUCCUUCAUCCAGGUGGCGCUGCAGCUGGCGUACUACAGAGUUCAUGGCGACGUGUGCGCCACCUGCGACAUCGCCUCUCAGAGGAUGUUUCGGAAAGGAAGGACCGAUUACAUCCGUUCACCUUCGAGCCAGAUGCUGAAAUUCAUCCUCGCCUUCGUCGAUCCGUCCGUGUCGCGUGAAGCCAAGCUCCAGCUGUUGACAGAAGCUAUUGACGCCUACUCUGCUCUGACGAACCAGGUACUUAAAGGACACGGCAUUGACCGCCACCUGCUGGGGCUCAAGUUACAGGCCAUCGAAGAAGGACUGAGCGUGCCCAAAAUCUUCAUGGAUACUGCCUAUGGUCUGGCUACUCAUUGGAAACUCCGAACGGGGCAGGUGCCCGCAAACACAGACAGCGUGAUGUGUUUCGGUCCCCUGGUCCCUGAUGGUUACGCCAUAUGUUACAACCCACAGUCUGACCACGUCCACUUUUCGAUAACUGCCUUCAACUGCUGCGAGGAGACAAAUGCAGAAACGCUGGGCGUCGCCGUGAGGGAGACGCUAUGCCAACUGCACGAGCUACUGGAGCCUACUGUGUAGAGCUGCGGCAGACUAAGAGCAUUCCAGUUUUCACUCCUCUUCAUUCAUACAGCAAACUUACAAAAGUGUUUAUGAAGGGCUAUUGUAGAUUUUUUAUUUGUGUAUUUUUCACCUUCACAGGUGGACACAUUUCACUUUACGCGAAAAGAAAUCAUGUCGACACUUCAGCAUUAAUUACCGCUAUAGCGUUUGUAUAUACAGGAAGAUUCGCUGUAACCACCGUCAAUACAGAUUUUGUAGGUCAUUUGGUGUGGUUGUGAAGGACCAAAAUUUGGAAAAGACAUGUUGAUGGUAACAAAUGGUGCUGUUCCUUGAAUUAUACUAGUGUGGCCCACUGUGUUGGGCAUGUUUGUGCACACCUUGCUUAUUUGGUUAAUAAAGCUCAAGUUAUUGCUCAUUA
Molecule: messenger RNA, 2527 nt
Organism: Hippocampus comes (tiger tail seahorse)
Lineage: Eukaryota; Metazoa; Chordata; Actinopteri; Syngnathiformes; Syngnathidae
Gene: cratb
Product: carnitine O-acetyltransferase b
Exons: 16
Coding region: 274-2127 (617 amino acids)
Biological process (GO): carnitine metabolic process, CoA-linked
Cellular component (GO): peroxisome
Molecular function (GO): carnitine O-acetyltransferase activity
Source: RefSeq, a predicted model, not a curated record